UUGAGAUUCAGUCUCAACGAAAGGAGAUUCUGUUCUGUGAAUAUGUUGAUAAUGUCGAAGUGGGAUUCAGGAAGUUUUCUACUGUUGCUCGCUACAUUCAUUGGCCUUUUCAACAAUCUGGCGAGGGCAAACGUUCAUCACUAUACAUUCGUUAUUGAACGGACGCCUAUUACUAGGCUAUGCCAGACACAUAACAAAAUCACAGUGAAUGGACAGUAUCCUGGUCCUACUCUGCAUGUACGCAAUGGUGAUACUCUUAUCGUUAAAACUUAUAACAGAGCCCAGUAUAAUGCCACCAUCCACUGGCAUGGAGUUAGACAGCUUGGCACAGCGUGGGCUGAUGGAACUGGGUAUAUUACUCAGUGUCCCAUUCAGCCACAUGGGCGUUUUACAUACAGAUUCACCAUUGUUGGACAGGAAGGAACCUUGUGGUGGCAUGCCCAUGUCUCAUGGCUACGUGCAACAGUUCAUGGAGCACUAGUCAUAUAUCCCAAAAGGGGAAGUCCUUAUCCCUUUCCACAACCCUAUGCCGAGAUUCCUCUUGUGCUAGGUGACUGGUGGAAUAGCGAUCCUGAAGUUGUUGUAAGGCAAGCAAUUAUAUCAGGUGGUGCACCAAAUAUAUCUGAUGCAUUUACCAUCAAUGGGCAGCCAGGAGACCUGUAUCCUUGCUCGACAUCAGGAACAUUCAACAUGUCUGUAAAACAGGGAAAAACUUACCUUCUACGGAUUGUGAAUGCUGCACUCAAUAGCCACCUAUUUUUCAAGAUAGCAUCACACAAUCUCACAGUCGUUGCUGCAGACGCUUCCUACACAAAGCCAUACACAACAGAUGUUAUGUUUAUAACACCAGGCCAGAGUACAGAUGUUCUCCUCACAGCCAAUCAACCAGUAGGUAGAUACUACAUAGCUGCCAGUGUAUACACCACACAACCAGUAGGCUACUUUGAUAAUACCACCACAACUGCCAUUAUAAACUAUGAGGGCUCUAAGUCAUCUGCCACUCCAAUCCUCCCACAGCUGCCAGUAUACAACGAUACGGCCACUGUGACUGUAUUUAGCCGAGCAUUACGAAGCCUAGCUUCACCAGAGCACCCGAUAGAUGUUCCACAGACUAUAGACAAGAGCAUUGUGACAACCGUAGGGCUGAAUUUGCUUCCAUGCCCACUCCCACCUGGUAUGAAUUGUAGCGGGCCUAAUAACACUAGAAUAGCUGCCAGCAUGAACAAUAUCUCUUUUGUUCUGCCUGAUAUUGCCAUCUUGCAAGCUUAUUAUUUUGGCAUCAAUGGCAUCUUUACUAUAGAUUUCCCUUCAAAUCCCCCACUUGUGUUCAACUAUACUGGGGAUAAUAUCCCUAAAACUAUCUGGGCACCAACUUUUGGCACAAAAAUAAAAGUGUUCAAUUAUAAUGAUACAGUUCAGGUUGUGUACCAGGGAACAAAUAUCUUCCAGGCAGAUGACCAUCCGAUGCAUCUUCAUGGUUAUGAUUUUUUUGUGGUGGGACAGGGUUUUGGAAACUAUAAUGAUCAAACAGACCCGCUCAAUUUCAAUUUGGUUGAUCCGCCACUAAGGAAUACUCUUGGGGUGCCUCUGAGUGGCUGGGCUGCAAUCAGAUUUAAAGCUGACAACCCAGGUGCUUGGUUUUUGCAUUGUCAUUUUGAUGAUCAUUUGACAUGGGGUUUGAAUACGGUGUUUGUGGUGAACAAUGGCCCAAGUUACUCGUCAAGUUUGGAGCCACCUCCUCCUGAUCUUCCAAGAUGCUAGAAUGUUAGUCCAUAGAAUGUGUGCCACACCAACACCAUAUAUUUUAUGGGUUCUGUUAGGUAAUAUAUUAAACAAAGAAUUAGUGCUCAACAUGACUUGAAUUGAACAAGUCAAACUAAGAAAUCAGGGUAAUGUCUAUUCCUUAUAUUGGAUAUUCGAUAUACCAUGUAAUCCAUAUUUUCGUUUUGCCCUUGUUAUUCAAUUCCAUGAAAAUGUAAUAAUUUUAUUGUUUAUUAGUUCUGUAGUGCUCCUCUACAAGGAAAAUGAAACAUUAUCUAUGGAGUUUUGGAUGUCGGUGUUACAAUGGUUUAAUUGGUGAAGAUCACCGUUUAAUGCGAAGGAUAAGCUUCGAAGAAAAAAUAGGAAUGAAAAGAGGUGCUUAGCAAUUUUGGUUGACUUACAAAUAUGUUUAGAAAGAAAAUAAUUACACUGUAGAAGCAUUUACAUAUAUUAAUUUAUUCAAAAAGACUGUGUUACACGAUA
This is a messenger RNA of Cryptomeria japonica (Japanese cedar), 2244 nucleotides long. Its product is annotated as laccase-12. The coding region runs from base 43 to 1761 and encodes 572 amino acids. Gene Ontology annotation, molecular function: hydroquinone:oxygen oxidoreductase activity; copper ion binding. The transcript has 6 exons. Gene Ontology annotation, cellular component: apoplast. Lineage: Eukaryota; Viridiplantae; Streptophyta; Pinopsida; Cupressales; Cupressaceae. The record is from RefSeq and is a predicted model, not a curated record. Gene Ontology annotation, biological process: lignin catabolic process.